AAGCUGACUUGUCAUAGUCGACAUCUGGUGUAAAUUUAACAUUCCUUGUGCUUCUGAUUCGAAAAUGAACCAUGAACUGGAGAUCAAAAUGGUUGUGGUUGGGGAUGGUGCCGUAGGGAAAACCAGUCUACUCAUGAGUUACAGCAACAACGCCUUCCCAAGUGAUUAUAUUCCCACAGUGUUUGACAAUUAUACCACGGAUAUUUUAGUGGACGGACGCAAUGUCCGACUCAGUUUGUGGGAUACAGCGGGUCAGGAGGAUUACGAUAGACUCAGACCAUUAUCCUACACCAAUGUGGAUGUGUUUCUUUUGUGCUUCUCACUGAUCGAAAAAUCAUCGCUGAAUAACACAAAAGGAAAAUGGUUACCCGAGUUACGUCGAUACGCCCGCAAGGCUCCAAUAAUUUUGGUCGGGACUAAGAAAGAUCUGAGGAAGAUCUCAAGAAAUCCGGAGUCUUGUGUCUCGACCAGCGAAGGUGAAAACACGGCAUCCAGCAUUGGUGCUCGAAAAUAUGUGGAAUGCUCGGCCAAAACACAAGAUAACCUUCAUGAGGUCUUUAACGAGGCUAUUCGAUGUGUGGUGGCCCCACCCAAUUCUUUUCGUGCGAGUUUGAAAGGCUGUCAGAUCCUCUGAGAUUACAACGUGGCAAACAGUAGGACAAGACUGGCCUCAUUUGAAAUGUUCAACUUCCACAAGCCUGACCAUGUGAAAGCCCUCAAAGAACAUUAAAACUUCGAAUCAGUUCACAAACUUUAAAAAUUGUGACCAGCUGGUUUUGUAAAAAAAAAUAUUGAUUACCACGAUCGAGAAAUAUUUCUUUAAUAUUUUUGCUCUUUUGGAAAGGACCAAAAGUCUUUAACCUUUUCCGAGAUUUAGGCAAUAUUUCAGAGGAAAGUAAAUGUAAGAUGUUACAUAUUAGCGGACUAUACGCAACUUAUCUUAUUAGAUCCUCCAUGCCAGCCAUAAACAAGAGACCACUGAUUAGCACAAAUGCAAAGGGUCCGUUUAGACAAAGUUAUCACGCAAUUGUUGUCAAUCACUCUGAAAAAGUAAAUUAGCAGUUAAAUGUUACAAAAGUAAGGUGAAUUAUAACCUUUCAUUUGAAUAGUACUGGGAAUUAGAUUCCCUUUAGCGGUUAGAAAAGCCCGUGAAAACCAAACCCAAAAGAAAAAAAUCAAGCGCAUGGAAAAUGAUUUGAAGCACACCAAACCUUAAAGUGGCGCACUAAAUCGUAAAAAGACACACCAAACAAUAAAAAGUACACCACAAAAUAAAGAUGUACAAUGAAAAAUAUAGCUAAAAUGAAUAGUUUAUAGGUGCUUGGGCAUUAGGGGUUAGCCUUCCCCAGCCAGCAAAGCCAGCCAUCACAUUGGCCAUAUCAAGUUCCACGAAACCCCUUAUGUCCAUUGUCAAAUAACAAAAGCGAGUAAAACAAGAUUGCACCAAUUUCUUUUUAUAA
Messenger RNA from Tigriopus californicus, 1460 nucleotides. RefSeq lists its product as uncharacterized. Gene Ontology annotation, cellular component: cytoplasmic vesicle; cytoskeleton; cell projection. The transcript is spliced from 3 exons. Gene Ontology annotation, biological process: cortical cytoskeleton organization; regulation of cell shape; regulation of actin cytoskeleton organization. Gene Ontology annotation, molecular function: GTP binding; protein kinase binding; GTPase activity. The record is from RefSeq and is a predicted model, not a curated record. NCBI's taxonomy places the organism in Eukaryota, Metazoa, Arthropoda, Copepoda, Harpacticoida, Harpacticidae. Bases 65 to 634 code for a protein of 189 amino acids.